Molecule: messenger RNA, 2243 nt
Organism: Antechinus flavipes (yellow-footed antechinus)
Lineage: Eukaryota; Metazoa; Chordata; Mammalia; Dasyuromorphia; Dasyuridae
Gene: SBDS
Product: SBDS ribosome maturation factor
Exons: 5
Coding region: 132-884 (250 amino acids)
Biological process (GO): ribosome biogenesis; cytosolic ribosome assembly
Source: RefSeq, a predicted model, not a curated record
GAGGUUGUUGUGGGAGCGGCGGCGGCGGCUUCGGCGUCGAGCCCUCCCUGGGAGAGUCCGCACCCCCCGGCUCGAGGGUCGGCGGCCGUUAACAGGCCCGCCCGCCCGCCGGCUGGGGACAGGCCGCCACGAUGUCCAUUUUCACGCCCACCAACCAGAUCCGCCUGACGAACGUGGCCGUGGUGCGCAUGAAGCGCGCGGGGAAGCGCUUUGAGAUCGCCUGCUACAAGAACAAGGUCGUGGGCUGGCGCAGUGGCGUGGAAAAAGAUCUUGAUGAAGUUUUGCAGACACAUUCUGUGUUUGUAAAUGUUUCUAAAGGUCAGGUUGCUAAAAAGGAAGACCUUAUCAGUGCUUUUGGAACAGAUGACCAGACUGAAAUCUGUAAGCAGAUUUUAACAAAAGGAGAAGUACAGGUGUCAGAUAAAGAACGACACACACAGCUGGAGCAGAUGUUUAGGGAUAUUGCAACAAUUGUAGCAGAUAAAUGUGUAAAUCCUGAAACAAAGAGGCCAUACACUGUCAUCCUCAUUGAAAGAGCAAUGAAGGAUAUCCACUAUUCCGUCAAACCCAACAAGAGUACAAAACAGCAGGCCUUGGAGGUCAUAAAACAGUUGAAGGAAAACAUGAAGAUUGAACGAGCCCAUAUGAGGCUUCGGUUCAUUUUACCUGUGAGGGAGGGGAAGAAGCUAAAAGAAAAACUCAAACCAUUAAUCAAGGUGAUAGAAAGUGAAGACUUUGGUGAACAGUUAGAAAUCGUGUGUCUAAUUGACCCUGGCUGCUUUAGAGAAAUCGAUGAGCUGAUACAGAGGGAGACAAAAGGAAAAGGUUCUUUGGAAGUUCUCAGCUUGAAAGACGUGGAAGAAGGCGAUGAGAAAUUUGAAUGAAAGCUUUUCAACGUCUUUUCACUUAUAAACACAACACUAAAAGGUGUUCUCACUUCCUUUCAUCACUGUUAACUACUGUGGGUUUUUUUUUUUUUUUCUUUUGCCAAAUACUUGCUCGGACUGAUUAAUUUGAGGUUUUCAUUCCAGGAUAUCUGUUAACUAAACAAGUUGCUUGUAUACAGAAUAUUCAGUACAAAAAUCCUAAUAUGGGAUAAAUGCAUCCUAGCUGUCAAAUUGGGCUACUAAUAUUAAAAGAACCAGGGUGAACUUCCUGUUUUGCAUUCUGCCUGGGUAUCUGGGCUCUCUGUGUCAUCUUAAUUUUGACAAUGGUCAUUCUUUGUUAACUUUGUCUCAAAGGUUACACUAAAAAUUCAUGCUUUAGAAACGUCCCUUGACUGAAAUGGAAUUUGUGCAAAAAAUGCAAGCCUGCAACAUUUUUACAUGACAGAAUUCGAGUAAUUUUAAUUUGGCCUAAUAUUAAGUUGGGUAUGGUAAUUUCCCAACUGACACUGCUUUUUUUGUGUGUAUGUGUCUAAUACAUACAGUUUACUAGGAGUCCAUCAGUAUUUUCAUUUAGUAAACAUGCUGCCAAAAUAUAAAAGACUUUGGUUAAAAAAAAAAUAAGUCAUUCAUGAUAAUUUUUAAAUUUUAUAAUAUAUGUUAAUACAAAUGAAGUUAUAUGUAACAAAUAAAACCUCUAUUAUUUUUAUUAAACAAUGGCCUGUGUGUUUGUAAAUAAUAUCUUCCCAUUUUUGCCAGUUUUACAUUCUGUGUGAUGUAGGACUGAGAAAUAACAUGCCUUCUUUUGGACUUACAAAAGAAAGUUUAUUUAAUACAAACAUCCCAAUGAAUGGGCUUCAUUUUUUUUAAAGGCAAACUCCUAAAAGAGGUUAAAUUAUAGAAAAUAAACUAGCUUAACACAACAGAGAUGUAUUUUAGCAAAACAAUAUUUUUCCUUAGAAAUUAAGUUUAAAAAACCAGAAAAUAAAUAAAUUCCCCUGUAAAUAAGUCCUAUAUCCAAGCCUUAGUUACUUCUAAUCAUUAGAGAACUCAGCCCUAAUCAUGUACAGAUGUCCUGAUAAUUGGGUCUUUUUCAAAUACAAACAUAUCCCACGCCUAAAUUAUUUUAUGCCAGAAUUGUUUAUUUCAAGUUUUGCAUUCUUUCUAGUACAAUACAAUAUUAUUAUGGCUUAAUAUGUAUGGAAAGGAAUAUUAAUGAUGGUAUUUGACACGCGCAAAGAGGGCCCAACAAGUUGAAAUCAACUUUACUGUUCUAUCCAAGAUUUUUUUGUAAUCAGUUUAGUUUGCCUAUAAAGCUUAUCAAAUGAUGUAGUUGGCAUUAAAUGCAUUUAUCGUUAA